AUGAGAAGCACAGUGAUUCUAUUUACACUUGUUCUCUUAGUUCUUUCAAGUGAAGUUGUUAAAGUGACGUAUGAGGUGUCCCACAAGGACAGAAAGGAGUUAGAGAAGAAGGCUGAACAGAGAUUUGCCGUCGAGUUCCUCCGCAUUAAGAAACAUCAGGACCAUUUAAAACAACACCUGAAGAAGAAAAUCUCCGUGUUCAAGGCGAAUAAAGAGACGUACCAGAAAGUCCGCGACACGACGUUGAAUGAGAAGAAAGAGGCAACAAAGGUCUCUUUGGAGUACUUGGAACAAAUUAAGGCACUUGACCUCGAACCGGCUAAAGUGCGUUUAGAAGCGAAGAAGAACAACAAAACGAUGGCAGAGGCAGAUCAGUUAGUGAGCGAUGCUGUUAAAAAGGCGAUUGGAGAGAAACUGAAGUUGAGCAACAAGCAGACGAAGAAUAACUUGAAGGUCGAGAAGAUAGCGAAGAGACUCCAACACUACGAGAACAAAAUCAAUAAGGAAAAUCGACACUUGAAGAGAGCCGAAUUCAAACUGACAAAGUUACACGCCAAAAUAGCGUCAACGAAGACGGACCUCGACACGAAGAAGAAGAGAUACGUCGCUAAGAGAAUGAGACAGCUUGAGAGGAUUGCCAGAGUCAAAGCGAUCAAGAAGAUGAUCAAAAAGAUCGAAAAGAAGCUUGACAACGUUGAGAAUGAGGGGGAGAGAAAGAAACUUAUUAACAAACAGAAGGUUGCUAAGACUAUGUUAGUCAAGAUUGAGGCUCGAGUGAACAUCCACAAGACGAGAAAAGCACAAAAGAAGGCGAGAUGGAACUCCAUCACAGCUACUAUUAAGAAUAUGAAUAGAUAUAUUAAGGGCUGGAAAUAUGACCAAAAAUUGAGAAUUUUGGAUGUUGCAAAGGCGACUGCACAAGUCAAUGGAUUACAAAAGAGCAUUGAAACUAUUAUUAAUCAAGCGAAGAAAACGCACAAGGUCGACACUGUUGAGUUACAAAAGGUGGUUGAUAAGAAAUCUGCUGCGAUGAAUCAACUUGACAAAGUCAGAACUGAACUUGAGGAAUUCCAGGAGAAAGGAGAGAAGAGAAUACGAGUGUAUCAAUACUCAAUUUUGAGACAAAAGAUGAACGACGCUAAAAUUAGAAUUUCACAACACAGACUCUCUAAGGACGCUGCGAAGGUCACUAAAAAGGAAUAUAUGACAAGAAUCCAGAAGUUGAAUAAAUUGAAAAGAAGAAUGGGACUUUGCCCAAUGAACAGACUUCGAAUUAAGAGAAGAUUAAGAGUAUAUAAGAAGGAAGUUAAAAUAGCGACGGGGAAGAUCAGAAGAAACAACAAGAAGAUAUUGAGACUUGAGAACAGACUCUCAUCGCUUGAGAGAAGGUUCAGAAAGAUACAAAAGAAGAGGAUUGCAAAGAUAGUCAUCACUAUGAGCCGAUUGAAAGGCAAGUUGAACCAUUUGAGACAAGAGAUCAUGGCUAUUCGAGUCAGAAAACAAAGCGGACAAAAGGAGAUCUUGUUGGUGAAGAUGAGAAACUUACAAAUCCAAGAGAAACAAGUGAAGAACACACUGAAGAGAUAUCAUGGAAGAAACGGCCACGUCUUGAGAAAGCUUGAGACCAUCAGAAAGGAAGAACUUGCAGCAGCAAAGAAAUUCUAUAAGGACAAGAAGAAGAUGUACAAACGUGUGAAAGUUGUUAUCAAGAGACUAACAAAGAAGGUUGAGGUCUUCAGUUCACAAGUCAAAGAACACAAUGGAAGUCCAUUCAAACAAGUUAAAAUGAUGAGGAAGAUGAAGAAGUAUGUCAACAAACUUGAGAAGGCGAAGGAACUGAAGAAGAGUUUGAAGAUUAAGAAGGACACUGCACGAUCGAAAUAUGAAGUUUUGAAAACUAAGGCGAUCAAUAGAUUGCACACGAGAAGAAGCCAAAUGUACGCUGAACAGACUUGGAAAUUGUCUGAGUUGAGACAACUUGCGAAAUCCGAGAAGGACACGACGACUUUGAUUAAGAAGACCACCGACUUCAAGACGAUGAAGAGUUUGAACAAGGAAUUGAAGUAUGUCAGAAAGGACGGAAAGAUGAUUCAACUUGAGUUGUAUAAACUAGUCAAGAAGAUCUCAAAGGUCAACCAAUUGUUUGUGAGACACAGCCAAUACACCGCGAUCAGAAGAGCGAAAGUCAUCUUUAAGAAGUACAACAAGAAGUACUUGAAAUUUGAAUUGAAAAAGAACCAAUUGAAGAGAAAAAUGGCGAAGUAUCAAGACCAACUGAACGAGAUCUUCAAGAAACAACCAUAUGUCACACAGACGUUGGCUAAGGCUGCUUUGAAUGAUCGACUGAGACUUGUCAAGACAUCACUUGGAGACUUACAGACCGACUACGCGACUGCGGAAAAACAACAAAAGAGACUCAUUGUCAGAACCUUGAGACUUUCGAAGGAAUACUUCAACUUGCUCAAUGUGAAGUUGUCUGACUUGAAGACGCGACUUGGCAUUAAACAACAACAAAGACCAGUUGUCUCGAAGAAGGCACUUUACACGAUCAACCCAGAUGUACAGAAGAGAGCCAUUAGAAACUUGAAGGUUAUCGACUCCGAUAUUGAAGAUUUGGACCACUCGAUCGACAAAACACAGAAGAAGAUCAAUAAGACUGCAUACGUCAUCAAUAAGUUGAAGGCCGCACUGAAACCAAAAGGAAAGAAGUGCAUGAAACAGACCGACUGUAAGAUCUGCAGAAAGCUUGGAAAGGUUGCGAAGUACGGAAUCACUAGACAUGAGUCUGACUCGAUCAUCUUGAAUAGACUGAGAGGCGUCUGCACAAGAAUUGCUGCUGAUAGACAGAAGGAAUGUUAUCACCAGGCGAUGAACAUGGCUAUGAAGGCGUUGCACACGUUCGAUCCGGCUAAGUUCGAAGUCACUGAAGUUUGCACACAACUUGGAAAGUGUUAA
Messenger RNA from Entamoeba invadens IP1, 2955 nucleotides. Its product is annotated as coiled-coil domain containing protein, putative. The record is from RefSeq and is a predicted model, not a curated record. The coding region runs from base 1 to 2955 and encodes 984 amino acids. NCBI's taxonomy places the organism in Eukaryota, Evosea, Mastigamoebida, Endamoebidae. The transcript has a single exon.